GCUACGGGAACCAUUUCCAAAACACCAGGAUGUGGCUCAACGAUUGGCUGCAUCUCCGACUGCCAAGGUACCACCUGUGGAUUCAUUGUGACAUGGAUCCCAUCGGGAAAUGAAGUAACCUACACAUUGGCUACAAAUUUAGUAGGAAGCUCCGGAACCUGGAUUGCCAUUGGAUUUUCAUCUGACAGCGAUAUG
Messenger RNA from Candidula unifasciata, 195 nucleotides. NCBI's taxonomy places the organism in Eukaryota, Metazoa, Mollusca, Gastropoda, Stylommatophora, Geomitridae. The record is from the annotation of a GenBank genome assembly.